AUGGUGACCCCUCUGACCUCUGACCUCAGAGAUCAGCUGACCUAUCUGCCCCGCAGAGCAGAGGAUGAUGGGAAGGUUCGUCUGCACCCGCAGCAGAGAAGACGAGGAAGAGUCCGGCAGGAAGCAGCCAACACACAGGAGCUCAGAAAACCAGUUCAGACCACCUCAGACCAGUUCAGACCAGUACAGACCAAUACAGACCAUCGGACGAGUACAGACUACCUCAGAACAGUCCAGACCACUUCAGACCAGUACAGACCAUCAGACCCAGUAAAACCAGUGAGACUGACAGAUGUUGGAGAGUGGAAUGAAAUGAGCUCCCAGUGCUCCCAGUCUGAGCUCCCAGUAGCUGACUCUGCUCCAACAAAGCGCGCAGAAGUAGAAGCGUCUGUCCUGCGUGUGGUGUCGGUGUUUCUGUCUCCAAACUUUAUCAACCUUUCACCGAAACCGGAGCGGCCGAGUCUCCUCCGACACACCGACUCUCCUCCAGCAGACAGACGACACACCGCAGCCGAGCCCGAUCAAAUGUUUCUCCUGAGAUGCUCUGCCGCUCUGCAACCUCGUAUCUUCAGACUGCUUUCUUCUUUAACAACAAAAACUUGUAUCUCCAGACCCCUUUCUUCUUUACCCACUCUGACCCUGUUUACUAAGGAUCCAUGUCCUCUGUGUGAUGAAGCUAAAGAGGAGCUGGAACCGUUCAGACACCGGUUUGUCCUUGAGCAGGUGGACAUCAGUCUUCCAGAGAACAGCGUGUGGUUUGACAGGUACAGAUGGGACAUACCUGUCUUCCACCUGAAUGGACAGUUCAUGAUGAAACACAGAGUGGACAUCGUCCUGUUGGACAAACUGCUGCGGGAUGCCGAGACGCAGAGAACAUGAGGACAGUUUGUUUUCUGUUUGACUGAAAAUGAACAAUAAUUAAUAAAAAGAACAGAUCAAUAGA
This is a messenger RNA of Plectropomus leopardus (leopard coralgrouper), 943 nucleotides long. The record is from RefSeq and is a predicted model, not a curated record. NCBI's taxonomy places the organism in Eukaryota, Metazoa, Chordata, Actinopteri, Perciformes, Serranidae.